Sus scrofa (pig) is the source of this 2093-nucleotide messenger RNA. It is a transcript of the gene EXO5, whose product is annotated as exonuclease 5. Gene Ontology annotation, biological process: interstrand cross-link repair. The record is from RefSeq and is a predicted model, not a curated record. Gene Ontology annotation, cellular component: nucleus. Gene Ontology annotation, molecular function: single-stranded DNA 5'-3' DNA exonuclease activity. NCBI's taxonomy places the organism in Eukaryota, Metazoa, Chordata, Mammalia, Artiodactyla, Suidae.
CGCAGCCGCCGGGCCUUCUGGGAGGAGGCGGUCCUUGGGCGGUGCCGCUGGGGCCUCUGGGAGGAGGCGGUCCUUGCGCAGCCGCCGGGCCUUCUGGGCCUGGUUUCCUGGAGGCUUAAUGCGAAGUGGGCAACGAAAGGUCUUCGGAGGGACUCACACUUGCGCGUCCCGCGGAAGCGUCGGGGAGCGAUGCCAAAGCUGCGUUGGGAACGGUGGAGUCCGGGGUUCGGAGGAGCAUCUAAGGGGAGCAGGGAUGGAAUCAAGUCACUGCAACCAGGGUACUGGGGGGAAACGAAGAAGUCACGGAGAAUUUGCCCUCGGAGAGAGGUGGGCCUUACCCAGGAUCUAGGGUGGGCAACAAUGUGCAGUGUGGAUCAGAGAGGAGGAAACGCCGCAAUGUGAGGGACUGGUCGUGAGAAAGGACCAAAAGUCCCUGUUCACCACAGCAAGGCCCAGAGUUGCUAAUCUGGAUUCUCCGAUUACAGACCUGAUCUUUCAGAGCUUCUUUCUCCACCGCCAGCCUUGUCAUUUCAGCAUUCUGCCUUUCCUUUUGAGGAGGAAGAUCAACCAAGUCCCAGGGCCUUUGCUCAAUCCAGAGCUGCGCCAUGGCAGAGACUGGGGAAGAGGAGACAGUGUCAGCGGAGGCCUCAGGGUUCUCAGACUUGAGUGACUCAGAGUUUCUGGACCUAGAAGAUACGCAAGAGUCAAGUAUGUCACUUAGCGAGCCUGGCCCUUCUUCAGCACUCUCUGAGAAGCAUGGCAAUCUUAUAAGCUUACCUACAUGGAAAGGAGGAUUGGAUGUCUCAUCACCUAUGGAGCGAUUCCAUCUUAAAUAUUUGUAUGUCACUGACCUCUGUACUCAGAACUGGUGCGAACAGCAAAUGGUGUAUGAAAAAGAGCUUCCUGGUUUCUUGACACCUGAGAAGUCAGCUGUUUUGGACACUGGUGCUAGUAUCCACCUAGCUAGAGAACUAGAAGUUCAUGACCUUGUGACUGUCCCUGUCACCACGAAAGAAGAUGCUUGGGCAAUUAAGUUUCUGAACAUACUGUCAAUGAUUCCUACCCUGCAGUCAGAAGGGCGCAUCAGAGAGUUCCCAGUGUUUGGAGAAGUAGAGGGUGUGUUUCUUGUUGGAGUGAUUGAUGAGCUGCACUAUACAGCCAGGGGAGAGCUGGAACUGGCGGAACUCAAGACACGCAGGCGCCCCGUGCUCCCCAUGAAUGCUCAAAAAAAUAAAGACCGUUUUCAAGUCAACCUGUACAAAUACAUCUUUGAUGCCAUGGUACAAGGGAAAGUGACCACUGCUAGCCUAAUCUACCACACAAAACUGCAUCCAGAAAAGCCACUGGGACCUUCAGUGCUGAGGCAUGCCCGGCAGGGAGGCUUCUCUGUGAAGUCCUUGGGUGACCUCAUGGAGCUGGUCUACUUGACUCUAACACUGUCUGACCUCCCAGUUAUCGAUAGCCUGAAGAUUGAGUAUAUCCACCAAGAGACUGCCACUGUGCUGGGUACAGAGAUAGUGGCCUUUGAAGAGAAGGAGGUGAGACGUAAAGUGCAGCACUAUUUGGCCUACUGGAUGGGCCACCGAGAGCCUCAAGGGGUUGAUGUAGAGGAGGCUUGGAAAUGCCGGGCAUGCAACUAUGCAGAUAUCUGUGAGUGGAGGAAGGGCAGUAGGUUGCCCAAUUCCGUGCUAGAGCCUCAAGUCAAAAUAGCCAAAUGAAUGGAAGAUGUGCCUUCAGGAACUUUGAUCUUUCCUGCUCCUGACGUACUCCCCAGAGUGAAAAAGGACCAGUCUCUGAGCUUGACUUUCAUGGAGAGUGUUCCUGUUGUGGGUCUUUCCGUGUUUCCUCAUCCUCUCAUCUACCCAGAUCCAGGACCAAGGCUCAGGGGUGAGCGGAGAGCUGGGAUCCUACUGCCCCCGGAGCUUUGUGGUGCGUUGUCAGGGCAGAUGCUCAUCAUGGCUGGAGCAAAGGUACCUUCCGCGAUCAUCGCUUUCCUGAGGAGAUUCUUCAGUUUCUUUUAAGUCUCUUCCCCAUUCUUUUCUCAAUCAAGUUUUCUACAUCUUAUAUAAUGAAAUAAAAUGAAACACCGUCUA